Molecule: messenger RNA, 1164 nt
Organism: Neomonachus schauinslandi (Hawaiian monk seal)
Lineage: Eukaryota; Metazoa; Chordata; Mammalia; Carnivora; Phocidae
Gene: METRN
Product: meteorin, glial cell differentiation regulator
Biological process (GO): glial cell differentiation; positive regulation of axonogenesis
Molecular function (GO): hormone activity
Source: RefSeq, a predicted model, not a curated record
AUGCGGGGCGGGGGGUGCGAGAGGGCGACACAGCACACAGAGCCUGGAGCUCUGUCCUCCGCGCCACAAGAGCCGAGGCUCGGCCUCCCGCCCGCACGAGCGCCGCUGCGAUUGGUGGAAAGUUCCUGGGCCGCGCCGCGAUUGGCCGUGCCCGGCCCGUCGCCUCCCGCUCUUGGCCCCCACGGGGCUGCGGGGCAGAGGUGGGGCGCGGGCGGAACGGUGCGCGGAACCGGCCGGAGCCCGGGGUGCUCCCGCCGCCGCCCCGCCCGCCCGCGCCAAGGCGCUCCUUGCGCUGCUGGGCGCGCGCUCUGCUCGGGCCUCCUGGCCACCGCCAUCUGCGCCGGCUACUCGGAGGACCGCUGCGGCUGGAGCGGCAGCGGCCUGACCCAGGAGCCGGGCAGCGUGGGGCAGCUGUCCCUGGCCUGUUCGGAGGGCGUGAUCCAGUGGCUGUACCCGGCCAGGGCGCUGCGCCUGACCCUGGCCAGCUCCGACCCGACUCCCUCAGGCGCUCCAGCACCGCCUUCCUUGUGCCCGGCGCGGCCCUUCGCAGGCGCGCAAGUCUUCGCGGAGCGGGCGGGCGGGCGGGCCCUGGAGCUGCUGCUGGCUGAGGGUUUGGGCCCAGCGCGGGGCCGAUGCGUGCGCUGGGGUCCUCGUGAGCGCCGGUCCCUCUUCCUGCAGGCCACCCCGCACCCAGACAUCAGCUGCUGCGUGGCCUCUUUCCGCUUUGAAAUGCACGAGGACAGGUAUCCAGAACUGCCUCCACAGGCCCACGGUCUUGGUGCUGAUGGUGCCUGCAGGCCCUGCAGUGACCCUGAGCUGCUGCUGGCCGCGUGCACCAGCGACUUUGUGAUCACUGGAACCAUCCACAGGGUUGGCCACGACACAGAGCUGCAGGAGUCUGUUACCGUGGUGGCGGCUGCCCGUGUCCUCUGACAGACGCUGCCACUGUUCCGGCUGGGGGAGUCCGGGGGCCGUGUGCAGGCCUCCAUUCACACCCCGCUGCACUUCAAUGUCCGCACCGGCCCCGGUCCCUUCCUCUUCAUGGGCUGGAGCCACUUCGGUGAGGCCUGGCUGGGCUGUGCACCUCACUUCCAGGAAUUCAGCCGUGCCUCUGCAGCUGCCCACGCCAACCACCUCCACCCCUGUGAGGUGGCCCUGGACUGA